CUCUCCCCCUCUCUCCCUCUCCUCCCGCCCUCCAGGAUGCCCAAGAAGAAGACCGGCGCGCGGAAGAAGGCUGAGAGUCGGCGCGUCCGCGAAAAGUUGAGUCGAGCGGCCCGGGACAACGUGGACGUGGCGAAACAUCCCUGCAAUAUCAGCAUGGAAUGUGAUAAAUGCCAAAGACGGCAGAAGAACCGAGCCUUUUGUUACUUCUGCAGUUCGAUACAGAAGUUACCGACAUGUGCGCACUGUGGAAAAACAAAAUGUAUGUUAAAGACUUCUGAUUGCGUUGUAAGGCACCCUGGCGUCUACAGUACAGGACUUGCCAUGGUGGGAGCAAUUUGUGAUUUCUGCGAAGCCUGGAUAUGCCACGGGAGGAAGUGUCUAAGCACACAUGCCUGUAUCUGCCCCCUUACAGAUGCUGAUUGCAUUGAGUGUGAGAGAAGUGUGUGGGAUCAUGGAGGAAGGAUAUUCCGCUGCUCUUUCUGCCACAACUUCCUCUGUGAAGAUGAUCAGUUUGAACACCAGGCAAGCUGCCAAGUCUUGGAAGCUGAAACCUUCAAGUGCAUUUCUUGUAAUCGCCUGGGGCAGCACUCCUGCCUACGUUGUAAGGCUUGUUACUGUGAUGACCAUGUUCGCAGCAAGGUCUUCAAACAGGAAAAGGGGAAAGCGCCUCCUUGUCCUAAAUGUGGUCAUGAAACGCAGGAGACAAAGGAUCUCAGCAUGUCCACUCGUUCAGUGAAGUUUGGUAGACAGGCAGAAGCUGAAGAAGAUGGUGCUUCUGGUUAUAAUAAUUACUGGAAAGAUAUGGGGUCCGGAAGAGGCUACACUGGUGAAGAUGAUGACUUUUGCGAAGACGAUGAGGACUAUGAAGAAGAGGACGAGGAGGAAGUCGAGGAUAAAACAGAGAGUGGGGUUGAGAGUGAGACCAAAAGCUUCAGUGACACAUUUGCUGGUCUGAAUUUGGGGAGAACAUAUGCAAGUGGGUAUGCACACUAUGAGGAAUCGUAGGGCCAAAGCAUUGCACACUCAGAAGAUGGUUUGUAACUUUAUAUUUAAAAACGUGACUUCAAGUGAUGCGUUGAAAUAAAUGGUUGAACAUCUGUGGUGUCAAAUGUAUGUUUUUAAAACCAUGUCUAAUAGACCCUUUCUUUAACUCCAACUCCCUUGAAUAAACUUAAUUUGCUGUUUCA
This is a messenger RNA of Callorhinchus milii (elephant shark), 1187 nucleotides long. RefSeq names its product zinc finger protein 330 (gene noazfp). Gene Ontology annotation, cellular component: nucleus. The transcript has 9 exons. Lineage: Eukaryota; Metazoa; Chordata; Chondrichthyes; Chimaeriformes; Callorhinchidae. Bases 37 to 1005 code for a protein of 322 amino acids. Gene Ontology annotation, molecular function: zinc ion binding. The record is from RefSeq and is a predicted model, not a curated record.